Molecule: messenger RNA, 1080 nt
Organism: Aspergillus puulaauensis
Lineage: Eukaryota; Fungi; Ascomycota; Eurotiomycetes; Eurotiales; Aspergillaceae
Exons: 3
Coding region: 1-1080 (359 amino acids)
Molecular function (GO): zinc ion binding; oxidoreductase activity
Source: RefSeq, a predicted model, not a curated record
AUGCCACUCAUGAAAGCAGUCCGUUUCCACGGCCCCAAGGACAUAAGGGUCGAACAGAUCGAGGAGCCUGUAUGCGGAAAGGGCCAGGUGAAGCUGCGAAACACCUACUGUGGAUUAUGCGGCAGCGACCUCCAUGAAUAUGCAGCAGGCCCAGUCCUAAUUCCCCAAAAACCGCACAACAUCACCCAGACCACAGUGCCGGUCGUUAUGGGUCACGAGUUUGGUGGUAUUGUCGAGGAGCUCGGAGAAGGUGUAACGCACCUCUUGCUGGGACAAAAGGCCGUGGUGCGGCCAACAAUCUUCGACCGGAAAUGCCCUCCCUGCAAACUCGGCUACGAGUAUUGCUGUGAGAACAUUGGCUUCGUUGGCCUGUCUGGAUACGGCGGCGGAUUCGCAGAGCACAUCGUUGCACCCGCAGAGCACUUUUACUCUAUACCGGACAGUGUCUCGGCAGAGUCCAUGUCGCUCAUAGAACCGCUAGCCGUGGCCUGGCACGCCGUCAACCUAUCACCAUUCAAAGACGGCAUGCACGGCGACAACGUCUUGAUCGUCGGCGGCGGCCCGCUGGGCCUCUGCAUCCUGCAAGUCCUGAAAAUGCGAGGCGCCAAGAUGACCAUGGUUGCCGAACUAACAGACACCCGGAAGCAAUACGCGAAGGCCUUCGGCGCAACGCACAUCCUAGACCCUAGAGAGGACGACAUUCCCGAAAGGGUGCGCGAGCUGACGAAUGGGAUUGGCGCCGACGUUAUCUUUGACACGGCUGGAGUGGAAAAGGCACUUGACGGCGCGAUCGGUGCUGUGCGCGUCCAUGGCACGAUUGUCAACGUCGCAGUGUGGGAGAAGCGGCCGCAUAUUCGGGUCAACGAGUUGAUGUAUCAUGAGGUGAAGUACCUCGGGGCGGCCUUGUACGACGAGAAGUCGUUCCGUAGUGUUAUUGAAGCCAUCUCCAAGGGCGAACUGCAGCCAGAAGCCAUGAUUACGGAUAAGAUUAAACUGGAUGAUGUGGUGGAGAAGGGAUUCAAAACACUGCUGACAGACCGCGACACGCACUGUAAGAUCAUUGUCGAUCCGCAAGCGUAA